AUGGCAUUUGAUCCGAUGAAAAGUUUCUUGGAAGAAAUGUCACUCCCCGAACAGCUAUUAGAGGUUUACAGCACGUUGCUCUCCUGCUGCUCUUCAAACGAUCUCGAAAACCUCAAAAUUGCCAGCACCGCGCUCAAGAUUCUCGCCAUCAUUAACCGAAAUUUGAGCAUACUAGAGCUCUCCUGGGUCGUUGCAUUAGGUACGACUCAACAUGUCACUACCGUAGAUGCUCUUGCCAAGCUGGUGGAUCACCAGAGAGUAAUGAGGUUAAUUCACCAGUUCAUUGCCCAUGUCGAGUUCAGAGACGUAAGGAAGCACCAGGUUCGACUCGUGCACCAGUCGGUGAAGGAGUUUGUACUGAAGAAUUUCGUCUCGAAUCAGCCAUGGCGACACGGCCCAAUCUCAAGAGAACCCGAUGAUAUGAUUCUUGACCAGCGCUAUGAAAGUCUGCAGGCAUUUAUUCUUGAUAUUUGCGCCAGGUAUCUUCUUCUUGAAGACAUUGGCAGAAGAACUCUGUUCUCCGAGGAGCUUGUGGCAAUUGCGGAGCUACCCCAAGGAUCCGAUAUAUUCAAUGAUAACGAAGGGUCGAUUGAGUAUGACGGACAUUGCACAUGGGAUGCCUGGGAGGAGGAUAUGAUCAAUUUUGAUCCCACUGAUCGCGGCUUUAGAGAGUUCUUUGUCUACGCAUCAUGCCAUUGGUUGAAUCACUUCUGCACCAUUACAGCUGAACAUAUUCCAAGUCUAGAAACCAUAGAGAAGAUAUGCCAAGCGGGCUCCACUCGAUUGAGCAAUUGGAUCCAACAAAACUGCCGCCCAGGCUGCACGUUAACGCCAAGAUUUGAGUUUGAAAGCAGUCUGUACGAUCCUCUCAGUAUCACUUCGCUUUAUGGCUCAGUGGCAAUGCUACGAGAUAUGCUUGAAAACUCAUCCUUCGACAAGAACGGUUUUCUCGAACAGUCAGCUAUGAGAGCUGCUCAUGAGAUUUUCCGAUGA
Penicillium roqueforti is the source of this 993-nucleotide messenger RNA. RefSeq lists its product as uncharacterized. Lineage: Eukaryota; Fungi; Ascomycota; Eurotiomycetes; Eurotiales; Aspergillaceae. The transcript has a single exon. The record is from RefSeq and is a predicted model, not a curated record. The coding region runs from base 1 to 993 and encodes 330 amino acids.